Molecule: messenger RNA, 1565 nt
Organism: Paramacrobiotus metropolitanus
Lineage: Eukaryota; Metazoa; Tardigrada; Eutardigrada; Parachela; Macrobiotidae
Exons: 9
Coding region: 377-1285 (302 amino acids)
Source: RefSeq, a predicted model, not a curated record
CAAGUGCAAGUCAGUUUCAGUUACGUUGGUGUUUACACGACAGUCACAUAGCUGUCAGAGAUCCGGGUGGGACGGAAUUCUUCCUGUGGCGGUCACCUGAUGUAUGCCGUCAUUUUAUCGUUAGUUCUGCUCCCUGCGUAGUGUGUAAGCUGUUGCACGACGCCCGUUGCAACCGUUUCAUCGAUUUUCAGGAGAGUAUAAUCCGUGUCGUGAUCGUGCAGUUUUUUACUCAUAGGAUCGCGACACUAAUUCACACAAAAUUUCCUAACUGCUUUACCGGAGCUGCUUCUCAACUUUGACAUCAGGAAGCGUUCUCUUUCCGCUAAAAUUCAUUUCUUAUAUUUCUGUCAUCUUUUGUUGGACUUCACGUUAGAAUAUGCCUUCAAGUCACUUCCGGUCUGUGGAUUUAAUUUUUCCAGUUAUUGAACGGCGCACGUGGAAAGGGUUCGAUAUGCGGACAGUGGUCUCCAGCGCUCGGCUUCGCUUUCUGGAUCCCUUCUUGGUUAUGGCUCAUGCUCGGAUUGAUUCUUUGAAAGCCAUACCGGACCAUCCACUUCGUGGAAUCGAAAAUAUAACGUACAUUCUAAACGGAUCCUUGGUGCAUGAAGACUGCAACAACACGACAACUGAGCUUAAAGAGGGUGAUGUUCAGUGGCUGAGCGCAGGUUCGGGGAUUAUGCAGUGUCAAGUGCCAGGAACGCAGGGCGUGGAAGGAAUACAGGUUUUUGUCAAUUUAUCCAGUGGAAUGAAAACGAAGCCGGCACAGUACCACGUUGUGCGGCGGAAAGAAAUCCCUACUAGCAAAAAGAAUGGAGUUGCCGUUACUGCAGUGGCUGGAGACCAUUCUACGGGAACGACAACGCUAAAGUCUAAACUGUCCACUCAAACGCCCAUUCUGUUUCUCGAUGUGACACUAAAUGCGGAAUCCCAACUGGAGCAAGCGAUUCCUGCUGGAUGGAAUGCCUUUUUUUAUGUAUUACACGGAACAGUCACUGUUGGAGAGGACAAGAAAGAAGCUGAACCCAACUACUGCGUGACGUUCAAGCAGGAUGGGGAUGGGGUUUUGAUCGAAAAUGCGUCCAAAUCACCGGCUCGACUAAUUUUAAUCGCGGGUCAACCUUUGAACGAACCCGUAUUUCGUCACGGGCCUUUCGUGAUGAAUAGUCAAAAGGAGAUUCUUCAAACAAUCAGAGAUUUUGCUAACAAGGCCAACGGCUUCGAAAGUAGCCGAAACUGGAAAUCAGCUUACAGUCGGCGGAAUGCUGCCGAAAAGGUCAAACGGUGAUCCCCGGGCAGGAUCGUUUCGGAGGUCUCUGAUCAAUCUCUUUCAAUAAGGAUAAUUGUAACCAGUUGCGAUAUACUCACUGCAGAUGCGAAAUUGAAUAUUUUCCCCUUUGAAACUCAUUAUCUUGUUAGUUUGGUAGCGAUGUGGCUGCCAUAAUUUAUUUUACUGUACUUUCGCUUGGUUUCCAAUUCGCAUUUUAAUGAUGUCAUAGUAAUUUCGCUGUUCACAUAAUCAUAUGAGCGUUAAGCUGUCUUAGCUUAUCAAAAUAUGAAAGCGCUUA